AUGAACCAACCCAGAAAGACAGCUCCUGAUUCAUUACCGCGAGUCGCAGAAGAACCCAGUGCGACAGGAGAAUUCUCUCGUGACGACGUUAAAAACCACGGAAUCACCGCCCUACUCGACUAUAAAAGGCAACUCGCCUCAGGGAGAUACCAGGUGGGCAUAGCAUCUCACACAACAACGAUGAGCAACGAAAAGGAGCUCGAGAUUGAGGCUAACUCUCUUCGCAGAGUAGCAUUCUUUGGCGUUGCCAUCUCCACGAUGGCUACCCUCGUUUGCGUCAUCUCAGUCCCUAUGCUCUACAACUACAUGCAACACAUGCAGUCGGUAAUGCAGAGUGAGGUUGACUUCUGUAAAUCUCGUUCCGGAAACAUCUGGCGGGAAGUGACCCGGACACAGGUGCUCGCCAAGGUCUCUGGAGGAGCGCUCAGGAGUCGCCGUCAAGCUGGAUACAGCUCUGCCGGAGUUGAGGGUAGCUUUGAGUCCGCCCCUGCUGGAGUUUGCUGUGGCUGCGGAGUUUCUCCUGCUGGACCACCUGGACCCCCAGGACCAAACGGAGAAGAUGGAGCCGAUGGACAGCCAGGAGCACCCGGCAAAGACGGACCCGACGGACCACCAGCCACCCCCGCCCCACCCCACGACUUCUGCUUCGACUGCCCCGAUGGCCCACCAGGACCACCUGGAAACCCAGGACCCAAGGGACCCCCUGGAAACCCAGGAGCCGAUGGACAGCCAGGAGCCCCUGGACAAGCUGGAACCCCAGGACCACAAGGACCACCCGGACCUCCCGGACCCGAUGGACAGCCAGGAAACCCAGGAACUCCCGGAGCUCCAGGACAACUCCACGAGGUUCCCGGACCAAAUGGACCACCCGGACCUCCUGGACCACAAGGACCCCCUGGACCCGAUGGACAACCCGGACCCGAUGGACAACCAGGACAGCCCGGACCUCAAGGACCUCCCGGAGACAAUGGAGCCCCUGGUGCACCCGGACAACCUGGAGCAAAUGGAGAAAAUGGACCCGAUGGAGAAACAGGACCAGCUGGCGGAUGCGACCACUGCCCCCCACCUCGUACAGCUCCCGGAUAUUAGGCGAGCAUCGCGAUUCACUCAGUGUAUUGUGCCACAGAACCUCUUCAUUUUCGUUUUGUUCGCUGAGCGACUUAUGUCUUUCCGAACAAAAAAU
This is a messenger RNA of Cylicocyclus nassatus, 1183 nucleotides long. Lineage: Eukaryota; Metazoa; Nematoda; Chromadorea; Rhabditida; Strongylidae. The record is from the annotation of a GenBank genome assembly.